Coccomyxa subellipsoidea C-169 is the source of this 1053-nucleotide messenger RNA. RefSeq lists its product as hypothetical. NCBI's taxonomy places the organism in Eukaryota, Viridiplantae, Chlorophyta, Trebouxiophyceae, Coccomyxaceae. Bases 94 to 450 code for a protein of 118 amino acids. The record is from RefSeq and is a predicted model, not a curated record. The transcript has 6 exons.
AAUCGAGUAGGAAAGCCUUUGGAAUGCGUUAGCACCACAUAAGCCGUUUGUGACCCUCACCUGAAUGUGGUCCUGUGAGGUACUCCCCUGAGAAUGGCAAAAGAAGCUCCGAUACUAGGGAAGAAGGGCAUUUCGGAAGCCCAAAAGAGAACGAAUAAUGUGCGGGCUAUUUUGACAAUCAUAUUGAUGGUCACUUUCUUUGGAUCCAUGAUCGCCUCAGUGACAAGUAUUGCGGAUUUCCUGGAGCACCAUCCUGAACUGCGAUUCCUCUUCCCACUCCUGGGGGCAGGCUCGGUGCUCUUGAUCAUCCCUCUGGGUGUCUAUCUGACAAACCAGGGAGAUUUCCCAGACGUCAAUCCUAUUAUACCUUCCCAUUACUUUCGUCUGGCAAGAAGAUGUUUUGUGGCCAUGGUGGAGAAUGAUGGAAAGGUCUCUGGCAAGGAUCUUUGAUAUUCACCAGUAAGCUGGCAAGCGCAUGGGAUGCGAGAAAAGUAUCUCCAGACUUGGGGCUUCUGAAAUGGUUCUGUAGUUUUAUGGAGACACCUCAAUUUUAUUGUGCACCAUGCGGCAGUGUCCAGGAGGGGCACACACUAGCCCAGGCAAUCUUUGACGUGUCAUUCCUGGGGGUCUUGUACCUUCAUAUACUGUACAGCAUUUGGCCGUAAAAUUGCAACAGACUCCCUGAUGGCAUGCCAGCGCUGCUCUCUUCUGGCAGAAGGCAUUAUAUGGUACUCACUCACAGUGAGUGAGGCGGUUGAGAUAUCUCAUCUUUGGGCACACCAUUCCCAUGACUGUGGAGUCCUGGAGAUCAGCUGGAGUUUUGAUAGUCCUGUCUAGACAGAUCUGUGAAUGCACGCGCAAGCCAGCGUGCUGAGCUGUUUAAGCUGCAAGAUGGUAUUGUAGUGUAAGUGUCUUACUUGAUGGCAAAUGCAACCGCAGUAAGUGACUUUGAGUUGCGAGGCCUCAUGUUUUGAUCACUGGCAGUGCAUGCAUCAUGAUGUGUGUCUUUAUUUUGACGACAACGUUGUUUACAUCAGUAAGUUCUUGGCCAUG